AUGCAACGGACAUUUUCUACGGUUCCAGAGCGAGCGGGCGAUGGGGCCCAGGCCAGCCGCCGUCUCGUCUGGGAAAAGCUCAAUGUGAGAAAUGCAACGUCUCUCCUUCUCGGUGAGGCCUCUCCUUAUCCGCGUCUACUAGAAAGGAAGCUUGUCGCCGUUGGUGUAUCAUCCCCGAGCAACACGACCGAAACAGAAUCCUACCUCAUGCGGGAAGAAUUGGAAGAAGCCAGGUGCCGCGAUGGCUACUACCGGAACGGAUUCGCGAAUCUUGGGGCUGACAGGGAUGGUGAUGCUGCCCAUCUUCCCUGGCCGACAGGAGCCGACUGGCCGGCCUGGACUGUGCUCACUCAAUCACUCACUCGCUCAUUCACUCCCAUCAUGAACAGCACGAGCCAGCAGGAAGAUGAUGCGCUUCGUGGCCCUGGCAUAACCAUCACUACGACCACCUUGUUCAUCUUUCUUCAGCAGCAGUUCCAACAAAUCAUCACUGCCAGCCAGCCACCACAUCGCCGCUUAGUUUUGCCCGACGAGAUUCGGCAGAAGCAUCGAUCACCACCACCAUGGCCAUCACCAGGUCCUCCAAUAGCUCGGCGAUACUACCGAGCGAGGACGUUCCCUUCCCUGAGAGCGUUGCCGCCCACCAACCUGGCGCGCAGACAAGCGUCGUUCUACGGUACAGCACGCCUGCACAUCAACAUCGACGCCGCAUAUGCACCUCGUGCGACCCCAGCACAGCCCGAUAUUCAGAGAUAA
Molecule: messenger RNA, 756 nt
Organism: Colletotrichum abscissum
Lineage: Eukaryota; Fungi; Ascomycota; Sordariomycetes; Glomerellales; Glomerellaceae
Exons: 6
Coding region: 1-756 (251 amino acids)
Source: RefSeq, a predicted model, not a curated record